Messenger RNA from Medicago truncatula (barrel medic), 1516 nucleotides. Its product is annotated as RING-H2 finger protein ATL74. Gene Ontology annotation, molecular function: transferase activity. NCBI's taxonomy places the organism in Eukaryota, Viridiplantae, Streptophyta, Magnoliopsida, Fabales, Fabaceae. Gene Ontology annotation, biological process: protein ubiquitination. Bases 816 to 1355 code for a protein of 179 amino acids. The transcript is spliced from 2 exons. The record is from RefSeq and is a predicted model, not a curated record.
GCCCAUAUAUAUCUCGUGAAUAAUAAAAUGACAAAAAUAUUUAUUAUUGUUUACCUCUUUUGUGACUAAGCAGAAUAGCAUCAAUUGUUUUCAUUUAUGAAACUGAGUGAGGACCAUUUCUGAAGAGGAAUCAAUUAAGCUGGGAAUCAAGCAAGAAGCAGAAAAUGGUCCCCACUUUGGAUCAGAGCUACCCUCCAAAACCAAAUUUCACACUUUCAUUUUCUUUAUCCCAAAGAAAAGCAAAUUAAAGUUUAAAAAAUCAUAAUAUAUAUGCUUCUCUUCCUUUUGUUUACUUCCUCUAAACAUCACAUGACUCUAGAGAACAAAAUGACUCAUAAUUAAGAAAACAAAUUUCUCACAUUUAUGAAGAAAAAAAAAUUAUAGACAAAUGUUUGGCGGUUAAUUGUUAUGUUAAUAUUUUCUUCAAUCUACUCUAUCUUUUAAUUUGUUCAACUCAUUUAACUAAUACUUAAAAUCAGUUGAACUAUUCAACCCCUCACAUUCACAUAAUUAUUGAGGUAGAUUAUCUAAUAUGAUCCAACAACUAAUAUUUUGAGAUAUUUUUAAAAGCAUAUUUUAUAAAUUUUGUAUAUAAUGAUCGUUCGAUCUUAAUCGAGAUUGUUUCACCGUGUACUUCUAUAACUUCACACAAUCCCAUAACAAGCUACAAGUACUUACUCAAAGAAAAUUGAAAACCACUACUACACACAACCCCAUAAAUUCCCUUGCAUAAAAUAAACCAACAAAAAUUUUAGUACAAAGGCUUCAAACUUUGCAAAAAGAAAACCUAAAUUUUCACACACAAAACAGAAACAAUGAAACGCCGUUUUCUUGACACAGAAAUGAGCAUGCCACCAUCAUACGAAAACAACACAAGCGACUCAUUCAUCAACGUCGAAAAUUUCGACACAAACAUGGUGAUAAUAUUAGCAGCACUAUUAUGUGCAUUGAUAUGCGCUCUAGGGCUAAACACCAUAGCUCGUUGCGCCAUGCGGUGCAGCCGAAGAUUAUCCGAAGAGACACCGGAACAAGCCACGGUAAGGCUAAACAAAACAGGUCUGAAAAAGCGUGAGCUGAGUCAAAUUCCGGUGACUGUGUACGGUGGUGCCGGAGAGGAUAUUCCAGUGACGGAGUGUCCUAUUUGUUUAGGAGAGUUUGAGAAAGGGGACAAAGUUCGAAUGUUGCCAAAGUGUAAUCACGGGUUUCAUGUUAGGUGUAUUGACACGUGGUUGGUGUCACAUUCUUCGUGUCCAAAUUGUAGGAAUUCACUUCUUGUUGAGGGAGAAUCCAAAGAUGGGGUUGCCGGAGAUGGGUUGCCGGAAAAUGUUGCGGCGGUGAUAGUUGAGGUGAGUUGAGAAGAACAACAUGUUAAAGGAUGAUGAGGUUUUGGUGUAUGGUAGUUGUGAAAUUUAAUGUUAGUUGUUAGUAGUAGUUUUCAAGUUAGUUCAUGAAUAUUAUUAUGUGACCAACCUUAUUUUUUAGUGAAAGAAAAAAUAUUGUGUUUGUGUUGCACAUA